AAACAUAAAGUUGGAACAGUUUAAAUAGGGAGACGGCAGUCAACGGGUGCGGCAUUGGGCGACAUGAGUUUCAGUGGCAAAGUAGUGUUUGUCAGCGGAGGCAGCUCGGGCAUCGGCGCCGCUACCGCCCGGGAGUUCUCCAAGGAGGGCGCCACGGUCGUCAUCGUCGCCAGAAAUGAAACCAAAAUGAAACAAGUGGCCUCCGAGUGUGAAGAGAACGGAAAGAGACCGCUACUGAUCAGAGCCGAUAUCUCACAGGACGCGGAGGCUAAACGAGCCAUGGAAGAGACCAUACAGACGUACGGGAAGUUGGAUAUUCUGGUGAACAACGCAGGAAUUUUGAGAUACGGGACGUUGCUGGAUGGCGGAGCGCUGGCGGCGUGCGACCAAUUGAUGGCGAUAAACUUCCGAGCGGCGUUGCACCUGACGCAGCUCGCGGCGCCGCAUUUGGUGCAGACGCGGGGCAGUGUCGUGAACGUGUCGAGCGUGGACGGGUCCUCGUCGGUGACGCCGCCGCUGGUGCCCUACAGUGUCACUAAAGCGGCGCUCGAACAGCUGACUCGCGGCGCGGCGCGCGAGCUGGCACCGCACGGCGUCCGGGUGAACGCCGUCAGCCCCGGGCCGGUGUACACCGACAUCUAUGAUAGCGGCGGCCCCCACCCUGUCGACAACAGCAACAUAACGACACCGCUCGGCACCAUCUCUCAGCCGGAGGAGAUCGCGCACCUCAUCUUGUUCCUUUGCAGCGACAAGGCAAAGGCCAUCACCGGCUCAAACUAUGUGUCCGACAACGGAUAUCUUUUGCUACCUGUUUAAAUAUUUUUCCAUGAAUGACCUGUGGGAACUAUUUGAGUUCCCCAACAACCUACCCUUAUAUAAAAUAAAAAAUUACAUAUAAAAUAA
This is a messenger RNA of Papilio xuthus (Asian swallowtail), 903 nucleotides long. RefSeq lists its product as uncharacterized. Gene Ontology annotation, molecular function: oxidoreductase activity. The record is from RefSeq and is a predicted model, not a curated record. NCBI's taxonomy places the organism in Eukaryota, Metazoa, Arthropoda, Insecta, Lepidoptera, Papilionidae. The transcript has a single exon. Bases 64 to 816 code for a protein of 250 amino acids.